AUGGCCCGCGACGACUUCGCUGGUCUCCAGCGCCGUCUUAUGGCCGUUCCCCUCUUCCAAUUGGUCACUAUCACCAACUUCAUUCAGGAUCUCUUCGUCUCCACUUGCCAACAGACGAGCACUCGCCACAUCUACCCCUUCCCGACGGUGGCCAUCGACAGACGCAACGUGGAUCGCGUCUUCGACUCCUGCAAGGACAUUCUGCAGGGCAAGGCCCUCACCGAGUUGAUGGUCUGA
Molecule: messenger RNA, 237 nt
Organism: Protopolystoma xenopodis
Lineage: Eukaryota; Metazoa; Platyhelminthes; Monogenea; Polystomatidea; Polystomatidae
Source: the annotation of a GenBank genome assembly